GAAACACCGCCGUCGUUCCUUGUCCUCGUCCGUUGUCGACGCUUUCGCUCAUCCCCUCUCUCUCACCGUCGCUCAUUGUUCUCAUCACCGCUUUCUCGCUUUCUUGCGUAUACAAACAGUAUCACUCGUCACAUAGUCCUACUACUCUAGUCCUCACCGAUUCGACCGACCACAAUGCGCACCUUCACCGCCGGCCUCCUCGUCGUGGCGCUUUUGGGCGCGUUCGCAUCCGCGGAGAACGCGCACGAAGCGCGUGGCCACCGCCGCUCCAGGAGCCUCUCUCAGCAAAGCGCGCGUUUGACCAAGCGCUUCAUCAACGCUCGCUUCACAUUCUACGAGACCGGACUCGGCGCAUGCGGCAAGACCAACACUGACGCUGACUUCAUUGUGGCCCUCAACUCGCAGCAAUACGGCAGCGGGGGAAACUGCUUUGACAUGAUCACCAUCACCGCGAACGGCAAGACUACCCAAGCCCAAAUCACUGACGAGUGCCCAGGAUGCCCGUACGGCGGCCUUGACCUAUCCCCUGGGCUCUUUUCUUUCUUCGCGGACCAAAGCGCAGGCGUCAUCUACGGCUCCUGGAACUUCGGCUCUGGCUCGGACCCGGCGCCGAGCAGCACCUCCACCACGCACUCGCCCAAGCCGACGCCGACCACGACCUCGGAGCCGCCCCCGCCAAGCACCACCUCAACCAGCGAGCCUCCCCCGCCGACCACGACCUCCAGCAAAACGCACAAGACCUCGUCCUCGUCGACCUUCACCCCCGAGACGACGACGACCUCGUCCUCGGAGGCCAUUGCGAGCACCACUUCGUUGGUCGAGAGUAUGCCGUCGUCCAGCGCGGAGCCGAGCCCGACCAGCAGUGCGAUUGAGGCGUUGCCCACCGGUACGGAUGUUGGCCAGCUCGAGCUGUUCAAUGAGGCGAUGAUGGCGCUCGGCGGAUUCCUCGUGUCUGCGGCUGGCGCUCAGCAGUGAGCAGCGACCCUGCGUGUCCCUCACUUACCCGACGGGAUCUCGGUUCGGUCGGUCGCUAGAUCCAUCGUUGGGCGGUCGCAUCGCGAAAGUACUUAUUUAUUGUAAUCGGAUACAUACUCCAGUAAUGCGC
Molecule: messenger RNA, 1105 nt
Organism: Punctularia strigosozonata HHB-11173 SS5
Lineage: Eukaryota; Fungi; Basidiomycota; Agaricomycetes; Corticiales; Punctulariaceae
Exons: 5
Coding region: 175-975 (266 amino acids)
Source: RefSeq, a predicted model, not a curated record